AUGGCGGCGCAGGUCCCGGCUACAUUGCCCCUACCAUCCUCUCUCUUGGGGCAGGCCGCAACUCAGUUUGAUCAUUUCGAAAUAAGUCCUCCCCGUCACCCAUUGAAUGGUCCAGUCACACAGUUCCUACGACAGCACCUUUCUUUCCUCGUGCCAAGUCACAGUCACAUACCGCCAGUCGUUGAAGUCGUACCAGGGCGGAAGUUCACUCGGUUAGCUGCUGUAAAUCUACCAGAAUACAAGAAAGUGAACGACACCCGACAUCCACCUCAGGCUGGGGUGCCGGAGGAUAUCGACUCAUCUGACGUCGAUUCUCUCCCAGACGUGCAUUGGUGCAAGGCGUUGCUGUGCUACUAUUCGUGCUGGUCUCAUGGCAGACUGAGGGUGCCUCCUCGAUGGCGCUUGGAGCGUGUUAAUACACCCCGCCAAGAUGGCACGACAAACACUAGUGGUAGCGGUAGUGGUGCUCAUGCUCGCAGUCUCACCUUCACGUACUUCAUUUCAUACUAUCUGCUACUUGAUCGAGAACGAACGACUUCGUCUGUUCACCCCGCCAGGGUCAAGCUCUUGGAUGCUGCAUGUCAGUUAGCAGUACAUUUAAGAACGCCAGGCCUUACUGCCAUGCGAAACAGCGGGUUUCUUCGUUACAUGAUCGAUGAGCCGCUGGCAGAAAUAUCCAUCAUUGCACUGGCCAUGCUGUCUCGAGAUCUUGAUGAUUUGGCUCGUACCCUGAGUGGUACAUACAUGAACCAAUGGUACAACUUGUUCAUCCUUACGCACAAAUCACCAGUGCAUAUUAGAAGGGGUCAUGUUUUGUUCUGA
Suillus clintonianus is the source of this 822-nucleotide messenger RNA. RefSeq lists its product as uncharacterized. NCBI's taxonomy places the organism in Eukaryota, Fungi, Basidiomycota, Agaricomycetes, Boletales, Suillaceae. Bases 1 to 822 code for a protein of 273 amino acids. The transcript is spliced from 6 exons. The record is from RefSeq and is a predicted model, not a curated record.